Helianthus annuus (common sunflower) is the source of this 1722-nucleotide messenger RNA. Its product is annotated as pentatricopeptide repeat-containing protein At4g21170. The transcript has a single exon. Lineage: Eukaryota; Viridiplantae; Streptophyta; Magnoliopsida; Asterales; Asteraceae. The record is from RefSeq and is a predicted model, not a curated record. Gene Ontology annotation, molecular function: protein binding. Bases 1 to 1722 code for a protein of 573 amino acids.
AUGCAGAAAACCAAACUCUUAACCAAAUACCUCUCCAUUAACACAACAAAAACAUCUCAAAACUGGAGAAACCAAAUCAACCACACACAUCUACUCUCUCAAAUCUCCUCAAUUCUUCAACAAAGACACAACUGGCCUUCAAUCCUCCAAACCCUAAACCUCAAAUCCAAAUUAACCCCAUCUCUCUUCCUCCAAAUCCUCAACACAACCCAAAUCCCACCUCAAAUCACCUUACAUUUCUUCAAAUGGGCAAUCAAGAACACGUCUUUUCAACCAGACAUUCUUGUUCAAUGCAGAAUGACCCGUCUGUUAAUCGGGUCGGGUUUGGUUAACCCUUCAAAACCCAUCUUGGAUUCUCUAUUACAAAACAACCCACCUGCUCAAAUUGCUCAAUCUUUGAUCAAAAAUCAAAACUUUUGUAGUUCAGAAUCUUUGUCAGUAUUUGAUUGUGUUCUUGAUUGGUAUUGUGAAAAGGGUUUGUGUGUUCAAGCUCUGGAGUUUUUCUGUUUUGUUAGGAAUUUGGAUGGAUAUGAGGUGUUUUCGGUUCGUUCGUGUCGUAAUUUGCUUAAUGUGUUGUGUGAAAAAGAUGAGGUUAAGCUUUGUUUGUGUUUUUAUGGUGGUAUGAUUCGAAAUGGGGUUUUGAUUGAUCGGUUUAUGUUGCGUGUAAUCGCUAAAGUGUUUAGUAGACAGGGGAAGGUUGAUGCAAUUCUUAAAUUGAUCGAUACUGGUGUAAAUGAUCCGUUGAUAUAUGAUUCAGUGAUAGAUUGUUGUUGCGAAAUGGGAAAGUUUGAAGUUGCAUUACACCUGUUCGACCAAAUGUCUAAGAGAAAAUUAAAUCCGGGGUUUAAUACUUUUGCUUCGGUUCUUAAUGGUGCGUGUAGAUAUCAGAACAAUGAAAUGACUGAAUUCGCGAUGGAAGCCAUGGCUGAAAAAGGGUAUGCUUCAAAACCUUUAGCGAAACACGAUCCGAUCAUUCAGAAGCUUUGCGACAUGAGAAAGAGUUAUGCAGCAGAGAUGCUGUUCAAGACAGCGUGUGAUGCGCAAAGGUCUUUGGAAAACAAGACUUACGGGUGUAUGAUCCGGGCCUUGUCUAUGGAAACUCGCGUAAAAGAAGCAAUCGAGAUUCAUCACAUUAUUGAACAAAGAACGGUUAAAGUCAACCCUGUCUUUUAUAACGAGUUUAUUAACAUUCUUUGCAAUGAAAAUGCAUCAAAAGAAGUUGAUAAUCUACUUAAAGAUUUGAUCUCAAAGGGGUAUAAACCAGGCUCAACCGCGCUAUCAAAAUACAUAACUUCUCAAUGCAAGAAACACAGAUGGAAAGAAGCAGAGGAGCUUGCAGAGUUGGCUCUGCAAGAAUCCAUUUUUCUUGAAUCUUCUUGUUGUGGUCUUUUGAUAAAACGUUAUUGCAACAGAGGACAGAUCGAUUUAGCCAUUAAUUUGCAUGAUCGAAUUGAGGAUAAGGAUUACUCCAUGGACUCAACAUCUUACAAUGCACUGAUAACUGGACUUUUGAAGGCGGUGAGGGUUAAAGAAGCUGAAAGAAUCUUUGAUUGUAUGAAAAUCAAGAACUUGCUUACUAGUGAAAGUUUUGUGAUCAUGAUUAACGGAUUUUGUCGUGAGAAUGAGUUGAAAAAAGCCAUGAAAUUGCAUGAUGAGAUGCUGGAGAGGGGAUUGAAACCGAGCCCGAAAAUAUAUAAACGACUGAUUUGUAAUUUCAAGUAA